GUAUUGGUUGCGCGCAUUCAGUGAGAGUGUAUGGCAUAGACUCCCAUAGACUUCACUCAACGGCAACACUAAUAGUGCAGUGAUUUCUCAAAUGCAGUGAAAAAAAAACUGAAUCACUGUUUGAUUAUUCAAUAAAUGAGUGUUUGAUUUGAAUUGACAUUAAUUUUACACAACUCUUGAGGUUGUGGUGUGUAUUGAAUGGUGUGUUAGCGUUGAGUGUCUUCGCCGGCGAAUCCAAUGAUGUGGUCAUCGGUUGAAUACGCGAAGUCGUUGUCGCGUGUGUUUUGGUCGGAGAAGGUGUGGAUCCCUCCCAACACCACAUGGCAUGAGUACGAAGACAACUACAGACACUUCAACGACAUCUACUAUUCGCUCUUCACCGCAGUCCUCCUCAUCUGUCUUAGACUCGCACUCGAGAGGUAUAUCUAUACACCGAUUGGCGUAUACUUAGGUCUGCGGCCAAAUCACGGCAAGAGUCCGCCCAAUAACGCGGUUUUGGAGACCGCUUUUCGCGCCUCAAAGGGAAGGUUUAGUCACAAACAGAUCCAGGGAUUAGCCAAACAAUUGGAUUGGAGUGAACGGCAGGUGCAGAGAUGGGUGCGCCUCAUGAGUGCACACAAUAGGCCGACAGUCCUCUCGAAGUUCACUGAAAGCGCAUGGAGAUGUAAUUUCUAUUUUGCAUCAUUUGUUUACGGCGUUUAUGUUCUUUGGGACAAGCCAUGGAUGUGGGACUCGAUGUACUGUUUCAUCGAUUAUCCGCAUCACGACUUUUGGGCGAUGUUUGUGCACCACGUGGUCACUCUAUGUUUAUUAGGCUUUUCGUGGGCCUGUAAUCUGGUCAGAAUGGGAACACUCGUCCUCCUAAUCCAUGACUUCGCGGACAUACCUCUGGAGGGCGCAAAAAUGAUGACAUACGUGAAGAAACAGCGUUUGGCUGACGGCAUAUUCGUGGUGUUCACCCUGUGUUGGGUGGUCUCCCGUAUCGGUCUAUUGCCGUAUCGCAUACUAUACUUCUCGCUGUACAAAGCGCUGUCAGUGGUGCCGAUGUUCGCCGCAUACUAUAUAUUCAACGGCCUGUUGUGCGCUCUGCAAGCCUUACACAUAGUGUGGACCUGGUUUAUAGUGAGGAUCGCCAUCCAUGCCGUCAAAAACAACGGAAUUAAAGAUUUGCGAUCGGAUGACGAGUCGGAGUCGAGUGUGGAUUCAUUGAAUCACUCGUCGGAUGAAUUGGCGAACGGAAACCAUAAGAACUAUUCAAAUGGCGGCACAAAGAUUAACACCCAAUCUAUUAAUAACGUUAAUUCGACGACAAAAUUAGUUAAUAAUCACACGAAUAGGUCUACGGUUCGGCACGAGUCGUGAUUUUCAUCUCAUAGAUACCUAAACCCAUUAGUAAAAAAAUGUUCGCUUUUUUCUCAUAACAAAAAG
This is a messenger RNA of Medioppia subpectinata, 1428 nucleotides long. Lineage: Eukaryota; Metazoa; Arthropoda; Arachnida; Sarcoptiformes; Oppiidae. The record is from the annotation of a GenBank genome assembly.